This is a messenger RNA of Myzus persicae (green peach aphid), 2153 nucleotides long. RefSeq lists its product as uncharacterized. Bases 849 to 1727 code for a protein of 292 amino acids. The transcript is spliced from 7 exons. NCBI's taxonomy places the organism in Eukaryota, Metazoa, Arthropoda, Insecta, Hemiptera, Aphididae. The record is from RefSeq and is a predicted model, not a curated record.
ACACGUAGUCUCGUUCCCAUUCCACGUAGCGCUACGACUAUAGCACUACUAUCUCGUCAUCGUCAUUCAAUCGCACGUACUCACGCUCGCGGUAUGCACCACGCCGCCACGCACACGCACUGACAGAUCGCGAUCUUUGCGGGAACCGCGGACGGGCCCUAGAUGACCGUCAUUCAGUCCGGUUCGGUUACCAGCGGCACACAUCGUCCGUAAACGGCGGCGGCGGCACAACCAGCAUCAGCUGCAGUAGGCAUCGCGUCGUAACAACCGCAGCGACAACAACAACAACAACAAUAAUAUUGUUAUCAUCGCCGUCGCACGCGUUCCCUCGCCGCUUAUCUCUCUCGCGCUCACCGACUGAUCCGCGUCGGUCGUCACGACCCGUCGCCGGCAAGUACGUUAUUUUCGAUCGUCGCUCGUAAUCGUAUCAUAGGUACAAUAUAUAACGACUUGCUGUCGCUGUCACGCGGUCAGUCGUUUCCGCGUCGGCGUCGGUAGCGUUCAAACCGAUAACGAUAGUAUAAUAUUGUUUUUCUAAUUUUUUUUUUCCUUCGGUCAUCUCCGUUCAUCAUACGCAGCCGUCGACGUCCGGAUAGUAUUCAGUGGUCGUCUUCCUCAGCGCCGGACUUGUUUCACUAGCCGGACGGCCGUCGGGUACGUCGAACCCGGAAAUUGCCGCGGCACGACCAGCAAUCGCCCAACUACAAUAAUAUUAUUAUUAUUCAACGCGAUAAUAUAAUAGCCAUACAUAGCUGAUUGUGUUUGCAGUUAGACGUCAAUCGGCAACGCUUCGGAGCUUUGAAAUUUUCGACCGGUGGUCGGCAUCGAGGGUUGGAUACAUCACCGACAUGCAACUGAUGGUGCCAGUCUCAAAACUAUUCGUCUUAAUCGGCGUAGCAUCGCUGGUGACUUUGACGCAAUCCGCCGCGGUCAUCGGCAACGACAAGCAACAACUUCUGGUAGACGAUGAACAGCUGUCCGAAGCCGCUUACGGACGAUGCGAUGACGGCCCUGUGAUCAAUUGCCGCACGCUGCCACUGUUCAACUACACUGAAUUGUCGCCACCGCCUGUUGGACCCGACGCCGCUGCUGACAUACUACAAGAUGUCAAUUGCCCGUACAAAAACUUGGAACGACAUUUUCGGUGUGUGGACGCGUUUACCCGCCGUUGCAUGACGCCUGAUCAACGGGGAGCCUUCUACUCGCUGUACACCGUUCCGACGUUGGACAUGCAAGAGCUGUGCACCGAGGGUAGCCCUUAUAGGGAGGAAUACUUGAAACACGCCGCUUGCUUGCGCACUGUGCACACCGAGUACGUCCAGUGCGGACGUCGACACCAGAAUGAGUUAGCCUCCCUAAUGGUAGAUCAGGAGCAGCAUACCGGAAGUGAUGGGACUUUGGCUUCGACUGCGUUGCCAAUCGCGGGCGCCGAACAGAUAACACAGAACCUGGCCCGCUUGUGUGGAUCAUUCAGAGGACAUUUGCAGUGUGUGCACGGCAUUGUCCGGGCCACUUGCGGCCAGCAGACCGAAGAGUUCGCCAGUCAAUUUCUUAGUCAAAUGGCAUCCUCGCUUUUGAACAUCUGUGAUAAGUACGGGAACGGUGCCAACGGCGGCGUGUCUCGGUCUCCGUCCUCAAGUGCCGCCCGGAUGACCGGAACCACGACCAAGGGGCUGGUUGCUUUACAGACAGCGAUCGUUAUGGCAUUUUCGUUCCGGAAUUGGUAAAGAAUUCUGGCAGCCAUCAAACAUCCACUACGGGAGGACGAUGUUCAUUUUAAAUGAAAACAAUAAACGCCACCGGUUUCGCCAUUACAUUUUACUGACCGCACGCCUCCUCGCCAUAAAAUUCUAUACCUACCACGAUUAUUCUUGCCUACUCUAGAUCAUAACUAUAUAGAUUAUUAUUAUUAUUACUAUUAAACUAUUUUCACUAUGUUAUGUUUAUUAGGUAUUAAUUUAUUAUCGUUACUAUUAUUGCUAUAAUGUCAUACUGUGUAUAAUAUGGAAUGUAUUGUGAUGUGUAUUAUUUCGGGAGUGUUAAUUAUUAUUUAAUAUUAUUAUUAGGCAUAUUAUAGUUUGUUUUGUUUGUUUGUAUACGCGCAAUAUUGCAUUGCAGUUGAAGUUUUAUUAAAAAAAAUCUAGUGAACAAAA